This is a messenger RNA of Apodemus sylvaticus (European woodmouse), 1662 nucleotides long. Its product is annotated as zinc finger and SCAN domain containing protein 4F-like. Bases 1 to 1662 code for a protein of 553 amino acids. The record is from RefSeq and is a predicted model, not a curated record. Lineage: Eukaryota; Metazoa; Chordata; Mammalia; Rodentia; Muridae. The transcript has 2 exons.
AUGGCUUCACAGUUCAGAGAAACCUUUAGGUCCACAUCAUCAUCAAAUGACUUUGAAUUAGACUACGCAGAGUUUAUUUCAACCCAGGCUUCUGCUAUGCAGUGGGGAGAAGACAUCUCUCACUUAGCAAGUUCUCAGGUCAGUGUUUCUCCAAACAACCAUGGCUCCCUGGCAAAGCAGGAGCUGCAAACACUCUGGGCAAUGUUCACCUCUUGGUUGCAGCCAGAGAAGCAGAGCAAGAAGCAGAUGAUCUCUCAACUGGUCUUGGAGCAGUUUCUCCUCACUGGGCACUGCAAGGACAAGUUUGCUUUGACAGAGAAGUGGAAAUCCAGUGGCAGAAACAUGAGGAGAUUCAUGGAGGGGCUGACUGAUAAGUACUUGAAGCCUCCUGUCAUGGUCCAUGUAGCCAUGCACGGGCAGGAAGCCCUCUUUUCUGAGAACAAGCCCUUAAAAGAAGUCAUCGCACAUUUGGAGCAACAGAAGGUAGCAACAACUCCCGCACAAGAGAACACAAGGGCACUCUUGGAGAUCCCCAAAGAUGUGUUCUUGGCAGCAGGGGAGUCAGGCUGGACAGAAGAGGGCUGCCGUGUGAUUCUCUACUUGUGUACAGUUUUAUCAAUUGUCUUAUUUGUCACAGGACAUGAAAAUACAGACGAUGGCUGCCAACCCCCUUGGAACACUAGUGUUGGAAGUGACGGUGUUAAUAGUGCUGGAACUGUGAGGGAUUCCCUUUGCACCUUCCAGAGAGUGCAAUAUCAGGAGUUUGAAGACAGGGAUGUUUCUUAUGGAGUCCCACAGGUUUCCAGAAGAGUGACUCAAGAUACUUCCAGGUCCCAGGAAGUGUCCCUGAGGGCACCUUCUUCUGAAGAGGUCCUUCUGGAGGUACAGCCAGUGUUUCUCUCCCUCACCGAGCAGUCUGAGGAGACUGGAGACGGCUACAAUGCUACUGAUGUGAGUGGCGGGGUUAUUCGUCUCACAAGUGAGGGAGAUUCCAUUUUCAUUAUCCAGGGAGAGCAGUACUCUGUACCUGAUGUGGAAGGCGUUUCUUACAGAGAGCCUCAGGAUUUAAGAAUACCAGUGUGCAGUACCCGCAGGUCCCUAGACAUGUCUCUGUGGGCAGCUUCUCCUGGAGUUGUCCCUAUGGAGGUCCCAGGCUUCCUCUGCAGGCCAGAGCAAUCUACCCCUAAGUCUGUCCCUCUUUUCCAGAAUCAUGAGGCAAAUUCCACCUUUAAGGGUAACCAAGAGAGACUCCAGAGAGACCCAAACCAUACAAAUGCGAGGAAUGUCCCAGAACCUUCAAAUAUCCCUGCAACCUCUCCAUCCACCCGAAAAUCCACAAGAAGGAGAGGCCAUUCUUCUGUAAGGUGUGCCAGACAGGCUUUCACCAAGUCUCGGAACUUCGAGUUCAUGAGGUCAUACACAAGGCAGGGAAGCCUUUCACAUGUGAUGCCUGUGGAAGGGCCUUCCGAUACAAGACCAACCUGCAGGCUCAUGAGAGGAUCCACACAGGAGAGAAGCCAUACUCCUGCUCCCUGUGUGAUAGCAGCUUCCGCCAGUCAUCCACAUACCACAGUCACCUCAGGAAGUUCCACAAAUCAGAAUGAAGCGCUCACACCUCCGGGUGAGCAGGGAUUCAGCCUCAGGGUCUCAUCUGCACAUUAG